Symphalangus syndactylus (siamang) is the source of this 1943-nucleotide messenger RNA. It is a transcript of the gene STAP2, whose product is annotated as signal transducing adaptor family member 2. Gene Ontology annotation, molecular function: signaling adaptor activity. NCBI's taxonomy places the organism in Eukaryota, Metazoa, Chordata, Mammalia, Primates, Hylobatidae. The record is from RefSeq and is a predicted model, not a curated record.
CAUACCACUGCACUCCAGCCUGGGCAACAGAGUGAAACUCUGUCUCAAAGUAGGAAAAAUAAAUAAAUAAAUAAAUAAAUAAAUGAAGAGACAGACCACUUCUCCGUCUUUGCAGAUAUAGCCAAGAUUAUUCUCCCAUUCAAGUAGACUCACACAUUCUCUCUGUUCUCAGUUCCACACCGGAGAGGAGGGGAUUUCCCUAGGAUCACUGGACCUGCUGGGCUCAGCCUCUGCCCAGCCCUGGCAGGGGAGGGAGUUGACGGGCUGACAGAGGAAACUCCCCUGGAACCUGUUUCUCAGCUUCCUGGCCCGGCUGGGGCACCCACUGGAAAGAGAGGCCAGGCGGAAGACCCUGGCCCCGUCAUGGCCUCUGCCUUGAGGCCACCCCGUGUCCCCAAGCCUAAGGGUGUCCUACCUUCACACUACUAUGAGAGCUUUCUAGAGAAGAAGGGGCCCUCUGACCGGGAUUACAAGAAGUUCUGGGCAGGCCUCCAGGGUCUCACCAUUUAUUUCUACAAUAGCAAUCGGGACUUCCAGCACGUGGAGAAACUCAACCUGGGAGCGUUUGAGAAACUCACAGAUGAGAUUCCCUGGGGAAGCUCACAUGACCCUGGCACCCACUUCAGCCUGAUUCUCCGGAAUCAGGAGAUCAAGUUCAAGGUAGAGACCUUGGAGUGCCGGGAAAUGUGGAAAGGCUUCAUCUUAACUGUGGUGGAGCUCCGUGUCCCGACCGACUUGACCCUGCUUCCUGGGCACCUAUACAUGAUGUCUGAAGUCUUGGCCAAAGAGGAGGCGCGCCGUGCACUGGAGACACCCUCGUGCUUCCUGAAGGUGAGUCGGCUGGAGGCACAACUGCUCCUGGAGCGCUACCCUGAAUGCGGGAACCUGCUGCUGCGGCCCAGCGGGGACGGCGCUGACGGCGUGUCGGUCACCACGCGGCAGAUGCACAAUGGGACGCACGUGGUCCGGCAUUACAAGGUGAAGCGGGAGGGCCCCAAGUACGUGAUCGAUGUGGAAGAGCCGUUCUCUUGCACCUCCCUGGACGCCGUGGUCAACUAUUUCGUGUCGCACACUAAAAAGGCGCUGGUGCCAUUCCUGUUGGACGAGGACUACGAGAAGGUGCUAGGCUACGUGGAAGCCGAUGAGGAGAAUGGCGAGAGUGUGUGGGUGGCGCCCUCCGCCCCGGGCCCAGGUCCUGCACCCUGCACAGGUGGCCCCAAGCUGCUGCCACCUGCGUCUGUGCCUGUGUCCAGCCAGGACAAGCUGCCCCUGUUACCCCCACUGCCCCCACUACCGAACCAGGAAGAGAACUACGUGACCCCCAUUGGAGAUGCCCCAGCUGUUGACUAUGAGAACCAAGACGUGGCUUCCUCUAGUCAGCCAGUCAUCCUGAAGCCAAAGAAGUUGCCAAAGCCUCCUGCAAAGCUUCCAAAGCCACCCGUUGGACUCAAGCCAGAGCCCAAAGUCUUUAAUGAUGGCUUGGCCAGGAAGCUGCCAGUCAGUUCAGCCCAGCCUCUCUUCCCCACAGCCGGUAAGGGGUCUGCAGGGUCAGUGCGGGGGGGGCUUCCCAGGUGUGUGACUGUGCAGUCACACAGGGCCCCACACUCUGAAGCACCCUGCCUUUUAAGGUUCUGCUGUUUCUGUCUUGAAAUUCCUAAUGCCUUCGAGCACACUGUCAUGUUGCAUGGGGCCCUGCACAUCUGUAGCUGGUCCUGGGUGGCUGUCAGGGCCCUGGGCAUGGACUGGGGAUCCCUGAGCCAGCUGCAGCUCCCAGUCCUGAACCCCCAGGGCUGGCAGACAUGACGGCAGAGCUACAGAAGAAGCUGGAGAAGAGGCGGGCACUGGAGCACUGAUUCGGACAUGCCAGGGACCAGCGGGCCAGUCCUGGGGCAUGGCCCAGCAGCCAGAUUCUUUUUCCCAGGAUUAAAACUCUGACCCCAGGA